Molecule: messenger RNA, 441 nt
Organism: Blepharisma stoltei
Lineage: Eukaryota; Ciliophora; Heterotrichea; Heterotrichida; Blepharismidae
Source: the annotation of a GenBank genome assembly
AUGAACCCUCAUCAAGAUUGGAAUAGAGUUGUAUUCACCGGACCAGUAGGAAAAGCUAAGAAAGGCGAACAAGCAAUUCAAGAUGCCCAAAGAAGAGGUGCAAAUAUUGAAACAGUAAGAAAAGCUCAAGGCGGGCAUAACCAGCAUGGCCCUCAGGUAAAUAUCAGGAAAUUGGCUGAAGAAACUGAUGUGGUUGACGUUCCUCAAUUGUCCCAUGAGUUCAGAAUUGAAAUGCAAAAGGCAAGAGUCGCUGCAGGACUAAGUCAAGCUGAUUUAGCUAAAAGGAUUAACGAAAAGCAGAGCGUUGUUAACGAAUAUGAAAGUGGAAGAGCUGUGCCUGAUAAUCAAGUUAUCGUAAAAAUUGAAAGAGCGCUGAAUUGCAGACUUCCAAGGCCUCCAAAGCCUCCAAAAAGAAAGGCAUCAGAAGAAGAGAAAUUCUAA